Messenger RNA from Podarcis muralis (Common wall lizard), 2526 nucleotides. RefSeq names its product class II histocompatibility antigen, M alpha chain. Gene Ontology annotation, cellular component: MHC class II protein complex; membrane. Gene Ontology annotation, biological process: immune response; antigen processing and presentation. Lineage: Eukaryota; Metazoa; Chordata; Lepidosauria; Squamata; Lacertidae. The record is from RefSeq and is a predicted model, not a curated record.
GGGGGUUGGGCUGGAUGACCUUCAGGGAUCCCUGCGAUUCUCUCCUCGCGCAGCCUAAGCAGCCCGUCUGCGCUCCAGAGCCGAAGCCGGGCAGCCUCUCCCUGGCAACUGAUGACGACGGAGCGCAUCGAAGCCCCAUUGGCUGCCUGGGGGAGGCAUCCUCCCUCCCCGAAGCUGCUGCGACUUAGGGGAACUCAGCUGUGGGGCUCGGAGAUUUGCUGUGGGGCAGCGAGGACGAUGGGUCCCGGGAGGUGCAACUGGGGUCUGGCGGCCCUGGCCUGGCUCUGGGGGGCAGCGGCGGCUGCAGCGGCCGAAGUGCGAGAGGAUCCCGCCCACCUCUUUUCUGAGGUCUACCUGUGCCAGCAAGAUUCCCUGUUCCCUGAGAUGGUCCAAACACUGGACAAUGAGGAGCUCUUCUGGUUCAACUCCUCGGAGUCCGCCUGGCACCCCCGCCUCCCUGAUUUCCAGCCGGGGGUGCGGGACCGGACCCCCGAAAGUCACAUCCGGGUGCUGAACCAGCUCUGCAACGACGUGCUGAGCAACUUUUCGUACUAUUUCGCAAUUAUGCCGGAAGCGAAAGGUAUUGCUCAGGUGAAGGUCUUCCCCCUGCAGCCGCUGCAGUUGGGUCAGCCCAACACGCUCGUCUGUUCAGUGACCAACCUCUUCCCUCCGGUGGCCGAGGUCACUUGGACGUACCAAGGUCAGCCCGUGACCCAGGGGGUCUCCACCCCUCCGGCAAUCCCUGUGGAGGACCUGGAGUUUGAGCUCUUCUCCUAUUUGGAGGUGACCCCCCAGGAAGGAGACAUCUACAGCUGCAACGUCAAGAGUCCCCGCGACACCUUCAGCAUCCAGACGUUCUGGGUCCCCCAAAAUCCCGUCCCCUCGGAGCUCCUGGAGAACAUCCUGUGUGGCCUGGCGUUUGGGGUUGGCGUCCUCUUUGCCAUCGCGGGGGUGGUCCUGGUGGCAGUAUCCUGCAAGCGCGACAGCACAGAAUGAAAUCCCCAGAGUCGACCUGAAGGAGGGAUUUGGAGGAGAAGGAGCGUCACCUUUAAAGUCACCCCUCACCCCCCCCCCACGGGAACUGCCCCCUCAGUGCCAGAAUCUGUGUCUGUAUGUGUGUGCCCAUUUGCAUUCAGUGAUCGGCGAACAUCUCUCUGCCCUGCUUUGGUCCCGUGUCUCCGUUGCCACUGGUUCCCGGCAGGGGUGGGAGAGAGUCCAGUCUGUGAACCCGGAGAGAAACAGCUGCCAGUCAGUGUGGGCAGUCCUGGGUGAGGCAGGUCAGUGAUGCAAGUGAGCUUCUUCUGCUCCCGUUAAAGUUAUUGCUGCUAGAGGAGCAGUGGGGUAAAUGAGGGGGUGGAAGGAGCAGAGGAGAAGAGCCCAGCCAGGUUUGGAUGAAGCGGGGCUGGCUCAGAUCCCACUUCUGACACCGCUGUCACCACCAGCCCCACUUCUGACACCGCUGUCGCACCAACCCCACUUCUGACACCGCUGUCGCACCAACCCCACUUCUGACACCGCUGUCGCACCAACCCCACUUCUGACACCGCUGUCGCACCAACCCCACUUCUGACACCGCUGUCGCACCAACCCCACUUCUGACACCGCUGUCGCACCAACCCCACUUCUGACACCACUGUCGCACCAACCCCACUUCUGACACCACUGUCGCACCAACCCCACUUCUGGCACUGCUAUCACCACCAACCCCACUUCUGACACUGCUGUCGCCACCAACCCCACUUCUGACACUGCUAUCACCACCAACCCCACUGCUAGCACUGGCAUUGUUGCUGCAGAUUUGUCAUGGCCUUCGGCUAGAACAAGAAACUUAGGUAGACUGAACAUUGCUAGAACCACAACCAUCACUCACCCCACUGCUCACAUCGCUAGCACCACCACUCCUGCUCCUCCCACCUAUGGGUCUUUCUCACCACGACAGGGACACAGCUUGGCCCCAGAUCUAUUUUCUGGGCAGGCCCAUCAGCACCCAGCUUUUCCGGCGCUCCCAGGGAAAUGAGAGACCUUCCUGGUCUGCCAGUGGCCCUUUAACAGGAUCUUCUCGUGCAGGUACAGAGACCAUCACCUGCUAAUUGCUGCGGCAGGAGAGGACUGUACCACGCGAUUCUUCACAAUGGGCAGCUGGGCCCUGUGUUCGUGGCAGGGCUGAGCCCAGGCACUUGUGAACUGAUGGUGCCUCUGAGCAUGUUAAGAGUGCUGUCCAUUACAGCAAGGAAGUGCAGUUUGCCCCUUUUCAGCUUGCAGAAGGCAGCUGCAGUAUUUCUGGGCAGAAGUAAUCCCCAGAACCCCUCUCCCUUUUCUACGUUUUAGCAUCAUAGACUCAUGGAAGGGACACCAGGGUCAUCUAGACCAACCCCCUGCUAUGCAAGAAUGUUUGGCCCAAUGUCGGUUUCGAACCCAUGACACUGAGAUUAGCAGCAACAAUAAUAAUUUUUUAUUUAUACCCUGCCCUUACCGGUUCAGAAAACUGGGCUCAGGGCAGCUAGCAACAAAUUUUAAAUACUUAAU